Molecule: messenger RNA, 4653 nt
Organism: Grammomys surdaster
Lineage: Eukaryota; Metazoa; Chordata; Mammalia; Rodentia; Muridae
Gene: Dpp9
Product: dipeptidyl peptidase 9
Exons: 21
Coding region: 1226-3964 (912 amino acids)
Biological process (GO): proteolysis
Molecular function (GO): dipeptidyl-peptidase activity; serine-type peptidase activity
Source: RefSeq, a predicted model, not a curated record
CUGCCGCACCGCUGCGGAGACACAGCCGCCAGCUUCAUCGCAGAGCGCGGCUCAGCCCGGCGUCCGCGCAGCCUCCGCCAGCCUCCGCCAGCCUCGUCUCCGCCAAACCCUCCCUCCCGGCCUCAUCCUCCCCAACCUGAUCUCCUCAAGCCUCAUCCUCUCCCAUCUUGAUCUUCUGAAGCCGGAACCCCGCAAGCCUGAUCCUUUCCAAGCCCGAUUCCCCUCCCUGCUUGAUCCAUCACACCUGAUCCCCAAAACUUGAUCCCCCCCCAACUUGUUCCCUCAAGGCCUGAUAGUCCAGGUUGACCCUCUUCUCAGACCUGAAAUCCCAAAGCUUCAUACCCCAAAGCUUGAUACCCGCAGCUUGAACCUCUCCAAAUGACCCUACCAGCCUGACUUCUCCGAGACUGGUCACUCCCCAAGCCUGAUCCUUUCACUCAGCCUCAGUUUCCAUAUUGUCGCAUGCCAAGCUUGAUACCCUCCCAGACUAAAAUCAUAUCUUCUGUCUCAUCCCUUUCUUUCCCGAAUUAGCUUGCCCCCUCAGUCCCAAACCUCAACUUCCAGCAUUAAUUCCCUGCAUCUUGAACCCCUACCCUUAGGGUCUAGCCUUAGGCCCAUCUAUCCCCUCCCCAUCCACGCUUUUGCCCAGCCUUCGAUUCCAGUGGCCUCCUACCCAGGCUCCCUCGGGAGCCCCCUGGGCAAUCACCAACCUGCUUUCGAAGAGUUGGGACUGGUGCCCAGGAGGUGUGGACCACAGUCACCAGUUCCCUGCUGGGUCCCAGGGAGACCGCGCACUGAGGGACACGUCUCUUCCAAGUGCAAGCCAGGGCAUGCUGGCAGCCCCGAGGGGCUGGGAGGCUCAGUUAGAGUCUAACCAGGUAGAUAGGGUUAGGCACAGGCGGAGACUCCCGCCCGCAUGGAAAGUGAGUGAGAAGAAGCCGCGAACACCACCGGCCCCUCCAUCCUCACCGCCCCUUCAUCCUCACUGGCUCCCCAGUCCUCACCAACCACUCCAUCCUUGCCAGCCCCUCAUCUUCGCCAACCCCUCCAUCCUUGCCAGACCCCAUUUCCACCAACCCCUCCAUCCUUGCCAGCCCUUCCCAUCUGCCCACCUUAACAGUGCCACGUUUGUUCUCCCAAGGUCCGUGCCCCUCGCCUGCAGCUGCCAUGGAAGCUCCUUGGACCCUUUAGAAGCUUCUCGCCGCCGUCACAGGAGCCCCAGAGGAUGUCCAGUGGGGUCUUCCCAGUUGAGCAGGUGGCCGCAGGCGACAUGGAUGACGCAGCAGCACGCUUCUGUGUGCAGAAGCACUCAUGGGACGGGCUGCGUAGCAUCAUCCAUGGCAGUCGCAAGUCGUCGGGCCUCAUCGUCAGCAAGGCCCCCCAUGACUUCCAGUUUGUGCAGAAGCCUGAUGAGUCUGGCCCCCACUCUCACCGUCUCUAUUACCUGGGAAUGCCCUAUGGCAGCCGUGAGAACUCCCUUCUCUACUCCGAGAUCCCCAAGAAAGUACGGAAGGAGGCCUUGCUGCUGCUAUCCUGGAAGCAGAUGCUGGACCACUUCCAGGCCACACCCCACCAUGGUGUCUACUCACGAGAGGAGGAGCUGCUGCGGGAGCGCAAGCGCCUGGGCGUCUUCGGUAUCACAUCUUAUGACUUCCACAGUGAAAGUGGCCUCUUCCUGUUCCAGGCCAGCAACAGCCUGUUCCACUGCAGGGAUGGUGGCAAGAAUGGCUUCAUGGUUUCCCCGAUGAAGCCAUUGGAGAUCAAGACCCAGUGUUCUGGGCCACGCAUGGACCCCAAGAUCUGCCCCGCAGACCCUGCCUUUUUUUCCUUCAUCAACAACAGUGACCUGUGGGUGGCAAACAUCGAGACUGGAGAGGAACGGCGCCUCACCUUCUGUCACCAGGGUUCAGCCAGUGUCCUGGACAAUCCCAAGUCAGCAGGUGUGGCCACCUUUGUCAUUCAAGAGGAGUUUGACCGCUUCACUGGGUGCUGGUGGUGUCCCACGGCCUCUUGGGAAGGUAGGGAAGGCUCUGAAGGCCUCAAGACACUGCGCAUCCUGUAUGAGGAAGUGGACGAAUCUGAGGUGGAGGUCAUUCAUGUGCCCUCCCCUGCCCUGGAGGAGAGGAAGACGGAUUCCUACCGCUACCCCAGGACAGGCAGCAAGAAUCCCAAGAUUGCCCUGAAGCUGGCUGAGAUCCAGACCGACCAUCAGGGCAAAAUCGUGUCAAGCUGCGAGAAGGAACUGGUACAGCCUUUCAGCUCCCUUUUUCCCAGAGUGGAGUACAUUGCCCGGGCUGGCUGGACACGGGAUGGCAGAUAUGCCUGGGCCAUGUUCUUGGACCGUCCCCAGCAACGGCUCCAGCUUGUCCUCCUCCCCCCUGCCCUCUUUAUCCCGACCCUUGAGAGUGAGGCCCAGCGGCAAGCGGCUGCCAGAGCCAUCCCCAAGAAUGUGCAGCCCUUUGUCAUUUAUGAAGAAGUCACCAAUGUCUGGAUUAACGUCCAUGACAUCUUCCACCCAUUCCCUCAGGCCGAGGGCCAGCAGGACUUUUGUUUCCUCCGUGCCAACGAGUGCAAGACUGGCUUUUGCCACCUGUACAGGGUCACUGUGGACCUUAAGACCAACAACUAUGACUGGACGGAACCCCUCACCCCUACAGAAGAUGAGUUUAAGUGCCCCAUCAAGGAGGAGGUCGCCCUGACCAGUGGCGAGUGGGAGGUCUUGUCGAGGCAUGGCUCCAAGAUCUGGGUCAACGAGCAGGCGAAGCUGGUGUACUUUCAAGGUACAAAGGACACGCCCCUGGAACACCACCUCUAUGUGGUCAGCUACGAGUCGGCAGGCGAGAUCGUGCGACUCACCACACUCGGCUUCUCCCAUAGCUGCUCCAUGAGUCAGAACUUCGACAUGUUCGUGAGUCACUACAGCAGUGUGAGCACGCCGCCCUGCGUGCAUGUGUACAAGCUGAGCGGCCCCGAUGAUGACCCGCUGCACAAGCAACCGCGCUUCUGGGCCAGCAUGAUGGAGGCGGCCAGUUGCCCCCCGGACUAUGUGCCCCCUGAGAUCUUUCACUUCCACACCCGUGCGGAUGUGCAGCUCUAUGGUAUGAUCUACAAGCCGCACACCCUGCAGCCUGGGAGGAAGCACCCCACUGUGCUCUUCGUCUAUGGGGGCCCACAGGUGCAGUUGGUGAACAACUCCUUCAAGGGCAUCAAGUACCUGCGGCUAAACACACUGGCAUCGUUGGGCUAUGCUGUGGUGGUGAUCGAUGGUCGAGGCUCCUGUCAGCGGGGCCUGCACUUCGAGGGGGCCCUGAAAAACCAGAUGGGCCAGGUGGAGAUUGAGGACCAGGUGGAAGGCUUGCAGUAUGUGGCUGAGAAGUACGGCUUCAUUGACUUGAGCCGCGUUGCCAUCCAUGGCUGGUCCUACGGUGGCUUCCUCUCACUCAUGGGGCUUAUCCAUAAGCCACAAGUAUUCAAGCCACCCCACGAGGCCGAGUCCCCCUCCUCAUUGCCUGCCACCACCGACCCCAGGAUGGCAUCCGCCAGCAGCUCUAUGUGGGAGGCCAAGCCCGGGACCCCUCCCUCGGAGGGGCAGAGAUCCAUCCCCUGUAUCUUGCAGGUAGCCAUUGCGGGUGCUCCUGUCACUGUGUGGAUGGCCUAUGACACAGGGUACACGGAACGAUACAUGGAUGUCCCCGAAAACAAUCAGCAAGGAUACGAGGCAGGGUCUGUAGCCCUGCAUGUGGAGAAGCUGCCCAAUGAGCCUAACCGCCUGCUUAUCCUCCAUGGCUUCCUGGAUGAGAACGUUCACUUUUUCCACACAAAUUUCCUGGUGUCCCAGCUGAUCCGAGCAGGGAAGCCAUACCAGCUCCAGAUCUAUCCAAACGAGAGGCACAGCAUCCGCUGCCGCGAGUCUGGAGAGCAUUAUGAGGUGACUUUGCUGCACUUCCUACAGGAGCACCUGUGACCUCAGACCUGCGUCCUUACACCACCGCUGCUUUUCUUGCGUUUUUGUAAUCUUAAUUUUUGAAGCUUCCAAUUUGUUUGCUUGCUGCUGCUGCCUGGGGGCCAGGACAGAGACGGUGGCCCUCAUGCCACCCUCCUUGGGGGCUGGUAAGAAGCCACCAUUGUGCCCACGCCUCCACCAGGCUGCCAUGACCCCGACCUUGCAGCACCGUCCCCACACAGAAGCAUGCGCCGCCCCUGCAGUCAUGUGUGUUUGGGGUGGGCAUUUUAAAUAAUUAUUUAAAAGACAGGAAGUAAGCGGUACCGAGUCAUGAAACUGAAGGUACAGCACUGGGCAGCUGGGGACCCCACACUCUUCCCACGCCCAGACUAUGUGGAGCUGCCAAGCCCCUGUCUGGGCACCUUCUGCCCUGCCUGUCUGCUGCCCGGCUCCUCCUCAGGUAUCACCUAGGGAUGCCAGGGUCGGGAGAAGGACAUGUCCUGACCUCAGGGUUAUAGCCCUUCCCCACUGCCUCCUACAAGAGUUCCGGCAUACAGAAGUAAAAAAGAAACAGAAAAAGAAAAAACAAACAACAACAAAAAAACAAACCAGAAACCACCUCUACAUAUUAUGGAAAGAAAAUAUUUUUGUCAAUUCUUAUUCUUUUAUAAUUAUGUGGUAUGUAGACUCAUUAAACAAUUCCAAAUGAA